Molecule: messenger RNA, 1482 nt
Organism: Colletotrichum karsti
Lineage: Eukaryota; Fungi; Ascomycota; Sordariomycetes; Glomerellales; Glomerellaceae
Exons: 3
Coding region: 1-1482 (493 amino acids)
Molecular function (GO): succinate-semialdehyde dehydrogenase (NAD+) activity
Source: RefSeq, a predicted model, not a curated record
AUGGCCGACGUUUUUGCCAAACUCCAGGACAAGUCCUUGCUGAUAUCCACCGGUCUUGUUGCUGGCAACUGGAAGAACGGUCAGGAUGGCAAAACCUUCCCAGUUUACGAGCCUUCCAGCGCGACAGUUCUCCAAGAUAUUGCCAACCUUGGUCAACAGGAUUUCAUCGACGCCAUUGAGAGUGCCAAGGCUGGAACCGCCAAGUUCCACGAGUCAACCACAGCAAAAGAGCGAGGCGCUCUGCUGCGCAAGUGGUAUGACCUGGUAAUUGCUAACGCCGAUGACCUGGCUUUAAUUCUUUCGCUAGAGAAUGGAAAGACCUACGCUGAGGCUAGAGGAGAGGUGAUCUACGCGGCAUCCUUCAUCUCAUGGUUUGCCGAGGAGGCGACUCGCUCAUACGGCGAUACCAUUCCUUCAUCAUACGCCAACACUACGGUCUUGACAUUCAAGGAGCCCGUUGGUGUCUGCGGCAUCAUCACCCCCUGGAACUUCCCAGCCGCCAUGAUCACCCGCAAGAUCGCACCGGCGUUCGCUGCAGGAUGCUCAGUCAUCAUCAAGCCGCCAAGCGAAACCCCCUUCAGCGCCCUUGCGCUUGCGAAACUGGCACUGGCUGCGGGAAUCCCUUCGGACUGCAUUCACGUGGUGCCCACCAAGGAUAGAGAGGCUUCCAUGGAGUUGGCAAACAACCCUAUUGUGAAGAAGCUCAGCUUCACGGGCUCCACAGGAGUCGGCAAGAUGUUGACCAAGGCUGCGGCGGGCACUAUGAAGCGUGUCAGCAUGGAGCUGGGCGGUAAUGCUCCCUUUAUCGUAUUUGACGAUGCCGACAUCGACCAGGCCGUGGAGGGUGCUCUCAUUUGCAAGUUCCGUUGUUCAGGCCAGACAUGUGUGUGCGCCAACAGACUACUUGUUCACGAAAAGGUUCAGGAAGAGUUCAUCGAGAAGCUUGUUGCUCGCGUCAAGCAGUACAAGCUCGGUCGCGGCAUCGACGACGGAGUCACCCAAGGUCCCCUCGUCAAUGCCGCCGCGGUCAAGAAGGUCGAUGCACAUGUCCAAGAUGCGCUGAAGAAGGGUGCGAAACUCCACACAGGUGGCAAAGCCCCGGAAGGCCUCAAGGGCUACUUCUACGAACCUACCGUGAUCAGCGGCGUCACGACCGAGAUGGAGGUCGCGCACGACGAGACUUUCGGCCCCCUGGCCGCCAUCUUCUCCUUCAAGACGGAGGCUGAGGCUGUUGAGCUGGCCAAUGCUACGGAAUACGGCCUUGCCGGGUACUUCUUCAGCAAAGACAUCUCUCGCGUGAUGCGCGUGGCCAGGAGGCUCGAGUGUGGUAUGCUGGGAGUCAACACCGGUCUCAUCUCUGCCGCUGAGGCUCCCUUCGGUGGCGUGAAGGAGAGCGGAUUGGGCAGAGAAGGCUCGAAGUACGGACUGGCCGAAUACCAGAACAUCAAGUCAGUCACCAUUGGCAACUUGGGAUUCAACUGA